CAUAUUUCUCCAGUAUCAGCUGCUGGAUGGAGCUCAGGAUUUUAUAUAGAUGGAAUCGGCGUCGUAGCCCCGCCCACCUACGCUGAUACGCCAUGGCGUCAGAAGCAGAGAACAUGGCGGCUGUGCUGAAGGCGGAAGGGGGACAGUUCCGCUGGACCUCCGUCCUCUGAGACCCAUCCUGUAUGGACCCGUCGCCAUGAGCAACAAGGAGAUGGUUUCCACGGAGACAGAGAAUAAAGGCCAGAGGAAGGUGUUCCUCCCCAACAAGCUGCUGGACUGUCUGCCCCGCUCCGCCUGCCUGCCUAACGAGCGCCUCCGCUGGAACACUAACGAGGAGAUCGCCUCCUAUCUGAUUUCCUUCGACAGACAUGAGGAGUGGCUCUCCGUCAGCCUGAAGACCAGGCCGAAGAACGGCAGCAUCAUCCUCUACAACAGGAAGAAGGUGAAGUACAGGAAGGACGGCUACUGCUGGAAGAAGAGGAAGGAUGGGAAGACCACCAGGGAGGAUCACAUGAAGCUGAAGGUCCAGGGCAUGGAGUGCCUCUACGGCUGCUACGUCCAUUCCUCCAUCGUUCCCACAUUCCACAGACGGUGCUACUGGCUGCUGCAGAACCCGGACAUCGUGCUGGUCCACUACCUGAACGUGCCGUCACCAGAGGAUUCUGGGAAAAGCAGCCCGCUGCUGUGCACGGUGUCUGAGCGCCAUGAUGCCCUGAGGUGGAGCCGGGACGACCUGCUGAGCCAGCUGAAGCCCAUGUUCCACAGCAUCAAGUGCUCCAUGGGUUCUGGAGACUUCAGCAUCGAGGAGCUGGUUCAGCACAUCCUGGACCGCCAGAGGAGCAAACCGCAGCCCAGAACCCACACCUGCCUCUGCAGCACCAGUCAGGUGUCCUCAGGGGUGAACAUUCCCCACCACUGCAACUGCACCAAGCACCGCAUCAUCUCCCCCAAGCUGCCGCCGUCCUGCAGGGCCGCAGAGUCACCGCUGUCCUCUGAGACGGGGGAGACAGGCAGGGGGGGAGGAGGGGGAGACGGCAAGCUGCCUCACCUGCAGGCUCAGAGCAGCCCGGCUUCUUCUCCCAGUCCUUCGUCCACGUCCGGCUCCUCCCCACCUCCCGCCCGGGGGGCAGCCAUCACCAUGGGUAACCGUGGUAACGGUUUCUACAACAGCCGCUGCAGUAACCUGGCCACCGUAUCUCUGCCUCAGAAUGCUGUCAUCGUCAUGGCGACCGCCGCCGCCAUCCCAGGAGGAGGGGCUCCGUCCGAGGAGGCGGGGCAAAGGAGCAGCUUUGGCCCGCUGCUGCUCUCCCCUCCCUCCUCACUUUCCCCUCCUUCCUCCCUCUCCUCCCUCUCUACCUCCCCGUCUUCCUCCUCCUCUUCCUCCCCCCCCUCAUCCGGCCCCCCUCCCUCCGUUGCCUCCUCUGCCUCCCCCCCCUCAUCCGGCCCCCCUCCCUCCGUUGCCCUGUCCCUUUCUCCCACCUCCUCUGUGGCCCCGCCCAUCCUCCCCCUCUGCCUGGAGCUCGGGGCUCUGGGGGAGGCGGAAGGAGUGAAGGAGGAGUCUGGGUGUGAAGAAGAGGAGCUGAAGCAUCAGAUCACUGAUGACGAUGAUGAUGAUGAUGAUGAAGGCAGUGCCCCGCCCACCAAGCUGGUUCUGCUCCAGACAGACCACGCCCCUUCCACUGCGUCUCCUAGGCAACACAAGGACAGAAGCUCCGCCUCCCUGCACCUGGAUGCUCCAGAUAAUCAGUCCACCAAUCACGUGCAGGGACAGCAGCCAUUGGUCCUGCCUGUGCCUGAAGCUCCGCCCCCUGCUGAGAUUUCCCAUCAUGCCCUGGACCUGCCGUCGGUGUUCCCCACCAAGGCCGACGCGUCGUCCUUCACUGGUUCCGACCUGAGCGCGGUAGCCAUGGACACCGCCUCCAUAGCAACAGCCCCAGUGAAAGAGGAGAGGAGGCGGAGCUACGACUCAGAAGAAACCCACAUGGAGGCGGAGCCUAGAGGGGAAGAGCUGGACAUCUCCUUAGACCUGAUCUCUGACCUCAUCACAGAGGAGGCGGGACCAGCAGAGGCCCCGCCCCCUCCAGCAGCGUCCGGCCCGGCCGUGUUCCCCACCGGGGUCCGAUACGUGGUCCCGCCGCAGCCCUCCCCCUCCUCCUCCUUCCUGCCCUUCCCCCACCCGCUGCCCUCCUCCUCCUCCCGCCGCCUGGCCUCCAUCACAGACUUCUCCCCAGAGUGGUCCUACCCAGAGGGUGGAGUGAAGGUUCUGAUCACCGGGCCCUGGAGCGAGCCUUCGGGUCGGUACUGGUGUGUGUUUGAUCAGAACACCGUCCCUGCUACCCUGAUCCAACCCGGAGUUCUGCGGUGCUACUGUCCAGCCCACGAGGCGGGUCUGGUGUGUCUGCAGGUUCUGGAUUCUGGAGGUUCUGUGUCGUCGUCGGUUCUGUUCGAGUACAGAGCGAGGAACGCCAGCUCUCUGCCCAGCUCCCAGCUAGACUGGCUCUCAUUGGACGAUAAUCAGUUCAGGAUGUCCAUCCUGGAGCGGCUGGAGCAGAUGGAGCGCCGGAUGGCGGAGAUGGCGGCUCGAGACAGCACCCACCUUCAUCAUCAUCAUCAUCAUCAUCAGCAGAGUGGGAACCAGCUGGCCACGCCCCCUCCUCCUCCUCUACCUGAGGACCACCAGCAGUCCCCUCAGUGGUUCGAGAGGAGGAUCGUCGCCGUCUGUGAGCGGAUGAUGAGAGGAGCGCGAUGGGGAGGAGGAGGAGGAGAGCGUCUUCAUCACCCGGUCCGCCACCGUGGGAUGACUCUGCUCCACCUGGCUGCUGCUCAGGGAUACACCCACCUGAUCCACACCCUGAUCCACUGGAGAAGCGUUAUCGGCGACAGUUUGGACCUGGAGCAGGAAGUGGACCCUCUGAAUGUCGACCAUUUCUCCUGCACGCCGCUGAUGUGGGCGUGUGCUCUGGGCCACCAGAGGGCAGCGGAGCUCCUGUACAGGUGGAACAGUCGGGCUCUAGGGAUCCCGGACUCGCUGGGCCGCCUGCCGCUGGCUGUGGCGCGCUCCAGGGGUCACACACGCCUCGCCGCUGCCCUGGAGGAGCUGCACACACAGCGCGCUCAGCUGGCUCCCAGGGAAGACACUCUGCCAUCUCCUCUGUCCACCAGCCCAGAUACAGGUCUCAGCUCCUCAAGCAGUCUCCCCUCCCCCAGCGACCCUUCCUCUCCUUCUCCUAGCUCCGCCUACUCCAGUGGCCCCGCCCCCAUGGACACCUCCCCCUCAUCGCCCUCAUCCCUCUCCUCUUCCUCGCUGAUAGUGUCUCCCCCCUCCCUUCCUGCCGUAUCUCUGUGGAGGGAGGAGCCUAACGCUGCCUUCAGUCCAGGUUUGACGGCCGGCGGCUCCAGAGACGCCUCCCUGUACCUCAUGGACUAUGAGAACGCCCCGCCCACUGACACGGCGGGUGGACAGCAGCAGCAGGAGGCGACGCUGGAGGAGCAGUUGCUUAGCUACAGCGAGAACGCCGAGAAUGAAGGAGAAGAGGGGUACCUGGAUGAGGAGGUGCUUCAGGUUGACAUGGCAACACUAGCGGAUCAGAUCAUCGAGGCGACUCCAGAGCGAAUCAAACAGGAGGAUUUCCCAAGGGGGGCGGAGUCUCCGCUCAGAGAGAGGCAGGACAACCCGGCCAUCCAGGACACCUGGCUGGCUGCCUACCUGGAGACGGUGGACUCUCAGCCCCACUCCCCUCCCAGACGGGUGUGCCCCCCCUCGCCCCUCAGUGCACUGGCCCUCCAGAGGCUCCGCCCCCCUUCCUCUGCGGCCUGGGCAGAGUUCCUGAAUGCCUCGGCCAAUGGGAAGAUUGAGAGAGACUUUGCUCUUCUGACGCUGACGGACGGCGAGCAGAGAGAGCUGUACGAGGCGGCCAGGAUCAUCCAGAACGCCUUCAGGAGAUACAAGGGCCGCAGGCUGAAGGAGCAGCAGGACAUGGCGGCAGCCGUCAUCCAGAGAUGCUACAGGAAGUACAAACAGCUAACAUGGAUAGCUCUGAAGUACGCGCUCUACAAGAAGAUGACCCAGGCAGCCAUCUUGAUCCAGUCCAAGUUCCGGUCCUACUACGAGCAGAAACGUUUCCAGCAGAGCCGGCGAGCGGCCGUCCUCAUCCAGCAGUACUACCGCAGCUACAAGGAGUACGAGAAGCUGAAGCAGGCGCCCAGAGGGGGCGCCACCCACAACCCCAAGAUCAAGGGGUCGUUCCUGACUAAGAAGCAGGACCAGGCAGCCAGGAAGAUCAUGAGGUUCCUGCGGCGCUGCAGACACAGGAUUAAGGAGCUGAAACAGACGAGGGAGCUGGAGAGGAGAGGACUGACCACAUAGAGCCUCCAGAGAGAGACGACAGGAGGACAGAGGGAUGCAGGAGGGACAGAGGACAGACAGGGGAUGAUGGACAGAUGGACUCAGAGAUGUCUCUCCUUCCUCCAACUCAUCAUCCCUCUGUGGACUGUUUGUCUGCAGCUUGAUAAGCUCCGCCCACUAAGGUGGUGCUCCUCCUCCUCCUCCUCCAGGAGGUGAACCCAUCUGCUCUCUGACUGUAGAACCAGGACCACCUGCUGGCUGGAGGCUCUCAGAGCGCAGAUGGUCCAUCAGAUUAACUCCUGGCUCCACGUCUGGAUUCCUUUAGUGACGUUUCUAAUGACAGGCUGCUGAGCUCCAAUCAGAGCUCCAGGAAACAUCUGCAUGUCUCCACCAGGCCUCCCAGUCUGUCUGGAUCAGUGAGAGACUGGGAGGCUGAGCAGACCAGCUCAGAUCCAGACAGAACCAAUGGUCUGAAUGGUUCAGUGGAGCUCAGAGAUCUUCUCUAUGGAUCAAGAAGUGGAGAAACACGGAGAAGCAGAGAUGUUCUGAGGAUGGACACCUUGGAUCUAUUACAGCAUGAACUGUUGUUGUCAGCGUGGAAAGGGUUGUUUGUUUGUGUGUUUGCAGCACUGACUGAAGUCUUAACCUCCUCCUCAGUUGGACCUGAAAUCUAAAUGUUCCUUUCCUCAGCUUUGCAGGAGUUUGUGUCUGAAACCCUGAGAUAUUUGGUUCUGACAAUAAAUCAGCCGUUUACUCUUCAUCUGUUUAUUUCUAAAGCAGAAAUGAACAAUACAUGCUUUACACAGACUGUUUAUUCAGAUCCUUUGGUAAAAUUAAAGGUUGAAAAGUU
Messenger RNA from Cyprinodon variegatus (sheepshead minnow), 5195 nucleotides. RefSeq names its product calmodulin binding transcription activator 2 (gene camta2). Gene Ontology annotation, cellular component: nucleus. The coding region runs from base 197 to 4366 and encodes 1389 amino acids. Gene Ontology annotation, biological process: regulation of transcription by RNA polymerase II. NCBI's taxonomy places the organism in Eukaryota, Metazoa, Chordata, Actinopteri, Cyprinodontiformes, Cyprinodontidae. The record is from RefSeq and is a predicted model, not a curated record. Gene Ontology annotation, molecular function: protein binding; transcription coregulator activity; double-stranded DNA binding. The transcript has 27 exons.